AUGGCGACGGAGGUAAUUCAGCAACCGCCAAUCCAGUACUUUAAUAAGGACACCAGGUCAAGCUCGUCGAACUACAGUGUCUAUACUUCAGAUGCACACCAUCGAAUUGCAAGCGGUGACUUUAUUUUUCAGUCAAGUGCCAAUUCCAAAAAUCCCGGAAAGCGUAAAAGCCUUACAAAAUUAACCGAAAAUGAACUCAAGGAGCAACCGUUAUCAAACUUGAAAAGCCCUGGUCAUGGCAGGUUUUCGAAAGCAAAUCUGAAAAAGGAAUUCACUGUCGUCCGCAAAAACUCAUACAAAAAACCCAGUUAUUUCAGACUCUCCCACAGUGCAUCUUCACCAAAGUCCUUGAAAAAGGCCGCAAAGUUCCAGAACAGUAGACAAAUAGAGCCUGCAUUUGACAUGUAUCCCUCAAAAAGUCUACUGGAGAAUCCGUCCUAUAUGGUCCAGUAUUUCACCACGACAUUGAACCUGAUCAAGAAGGAUCCGGCCAUUCACUAUCAAAUUUUAAAAGCCCAUAUUGAUACCAAAAAUAACACUGAUAAUGAAGCAGAGUUGACAAGAAGAACGAGGAAAAACAAAUACAAUUCUCUACCUAUAAUGGGUUCUUCUAAAUUGUUAAAGGAGGAAAUGGACCAGGCACGAAAUAUCAAAAGAAAUUCUGCUCCGGCCGUAUUGUCGUAUCAGCCGACAGAUAUGACAAUGGUAGAAUAUUUGAACACAUCGCUUGAUUUCUAUAAACAUCGGAAGAAGGACUCCGAAGCAACAACAACAGGUGAUAGCAAGGAGACAAAGCUAUCAAGUAAAGCACAAACGACAUCUUCCCGUACGCAACCUGGCUCCGAAAACAAGGGAGGCUCAUCAGGAUCGGGUGCAGAUUCCGUUUCCACAUCUGCACUGUAUGCACGUCGUUCAAAACUGACAUAUCACCCUGAGGGAACAACUUCGAGCCAGCGAAGUUACCCACUGAAGACGGCAAAGAGGAACAGUAUUUUGAAGAGAAGAAGCGCUCUCCCAUAUGACACUGGGUCAGAAAAUGCAAGUUUCCAUUUGCAGCGGGAACUCUCCGCUUCGAAGAAAGAGGAAUACUUCUCGAAGUAUGGCACCGAACUGUUGGAGAAUGCUGCAGGAAAAACUAUUAUUGAGGAGGAAAAUCCAAACAGGAAACGAAUUAGUGAUUGUGGUGAUUUGAGUAUUGCAACUGGUAACGAGCUGUACAAUCAGGUCAAAAAUGAGGUUGCCUCAAAACGGUUAUUGAAUUGGGACAGCGCAUACCGUUAUAUAGCAAAGAAGGACCCAGAUCUGGCAGAAAAUUAUUUCUUUUUGAUUAGAUACAUGCUAGAACUGUAUCUUCGCAGAGUGUUAUCUGCAAAAAUUGCAUUGAAACUGGGUACUGAUAAGUCAAACAAGGGAGAAGGAAAUGAAGCCUGGAUCGGAUUAAGGGAAUGCAUUGCUUCUGUGUAUGGUGAAGAUAAUGCAUUAUUCUUCGAGUCGCAUAAUGCUCGUAAGAAUUAG
Messenger RNA from Pichia membranifaciens NRRL Y-2026, 1515 nucleotides. RefSeq lists its product as hypothetical. The record is from RefSeq and is a predicted model, not a curated record. The transcript has a single exon. The coding region runs from base 1 to 1515 and encodes 504 amino acids. Lineage: Eukaryota; Fungi; Ascomycota; Pichiomycetes; Pichiales; Pichiaceae.